CCAAUGUUCACCCCAUCCUAAGAUUUUGUAUCAUUUCAUUUCAUAGAGUUUACACUCUAAUAAUCACUUAAACCCAAAAUCCAAAUAAUUUGAUUCAAAAAUGUGCAGUUUAGAGAAGAAAGGAAACAUCUUCAUCCUAACACUAACCGGCAACGAUGAACACCGUCUCAACCCCACACUUCUCAAUUCAAUCAAAUCCGCCCUUCACCGUGUCCGUCAACAAGCCACCACCUCCUCCGUCCUCAUCACCACCGCACACGGAAAAUUCUUCUCCAACGGUUACGACAUCGACUGGGCACAAGACAACAAAUCACGCAUCAUCCUCAUCGACGAUCUCCUUCGUUCCGUCGUCUCCGAACUUCUCUCUCUUCCCAUGCCUACCAUCGCCGCCGUCACCGGUCACGCAUCCGCCGCAGGUUACAUCCUCGCAUUAUCUCACGACUACGUGUUAAUGCGAUCCGAUCGUGGAUUUCUCUACAUGAGUGAGCUUGACAUCGAUCAUGUGAUUCCGGCGUGGUUUAUUGCGAUUGUUGAUGCGAAGGUUGGUGAUGCUGCGGCGAGGAGGAAGAUUGUGAUGCAGGCGGCGAAGGUGACGGCGAAGGAGGCGGUGAGAUUGGGGAUUGUUGACUCGGCGCAUGAUAGCGUGGAGGAAACGGUUAAGGCUGCGGUUGAAUUGGGUGGUAAUUUGGUGAAACGUGGAUGGGAUGGACACGUGUAUGCUGAGAAUAGGAAGAAGUUUUUGGGUCAUGUGGUUAAGGCUGUUGGAGAUGUUAGUGAGAGGAAUAUUGAAUCCAAACUUUAGUGACUUUAAAUUUGUGUUUGUGUUUGUGUUGUUGGGUUCAGUUUAGUUCACUAGAAUAUUAUGAAUAAUAUGAUCUCAUUAAUGUAGUGAAAAUAAAACAAAGGAAAAACUUUUCCCACAUGCUAAAUCAUUUUGGAUGUACACAUUAGAAAAAAGGCUUAAUUGCACUUUUGAACCCCUAUUUUUCCAAAAGUUGCGGUUAUGGACCCCUAACUAAUUUAAAUACAAAACAGCCCCCUAUGUUUUGAU
Messenger RNA from Medicago truncatula (barrel medic), 1051 nucleotides. RefSeq names its product enoyl-CoA delta isomerase 1, peroxisomal. Gene Ontology annotation, biological process: fatty acid beta-oxidation. Gene Ontology annotation, molecular function: delta(3)-delta(2)-enoyl-CoA isomerase activity. Lineage: Eukaryota; Viridiplantae; Streptophyta; Magnoliopsida; Fabales; Fabaceae. The record is from RefSeq and is a predicted model, not a curated record. Gene Ontology annotation, cellular component: peroxisome. Bases 101 to 802 code for a protein of 233 amino acids. The transcript has a single exon.